AUGACAGCUAUGAGUGGUUCAGUUCUCGACACCUCAGUUCCAUCCGAAACAGUUCACGAUGGCCUUAUUCCGAGUUCUGCAGCAGCCGAUUUUCGCCUUUUACUGGCAAAGCUCCCCUUGGAAGGCAAUUGUCCGGAUUUCACCUCCGCCGAUCUUCAGAGCAGUCGUGCGCCUUUGCUCGGUCCUUUGACCACCGACGAGCAAGCUGCGGCCAUCUUGACCACCAUCUGGACCGCCACUAAUUCAACUUCAAGGAUCCGCUGGCAGGGGCAACUUGCAGCUGAUGCUCUAGCGGCCGCGGAGGAGCAACGUAUCAUUGACGAAGCAUCCACCCAGCGUGCGGCCGCUGAAAAGCUUCAAGCCGACCUGCUUGCUGAAGAGGACAAGAAGAAAAAACCGUCUACACCAUAUUCCCAUCCCUGA
This is a messenger RNA of Suillus discolor, 423 nucleotides long. RefSeq lists its product as uncharacterized. The coding region runs from base 1 to 423 and encodes 140 amino acids. The record is from RefSeq and is a predicted model, not a curated record. NCBI's taxonomy places the organism in Eukaryota, Fungi, Basidiomycota, Agaricomycetes, Boletales, Suillaceae. The transcript is spliced from 2 exons.